This is a messenger RNA of Gymnodraco acuticeps, 1967 nucleotides long. RefSeq names its product leucine-rich repeat-containing G-protein coupled receptor 5. Bases 691 to 1749 code for a protein of 352 amino acids. Lineage: Eukaryota; Metazoa; Chordata; Actinopteri; Perciformes; Bathydraconidae. The transcript has 2 exons. Gene Ontology annotation, molecular function: protein binding. The record is from RefSeq and is a predicted model, not a curated record.
AUUACAGGAACCUGAAGCCAUCGCUGUUCAUAAUGAAUCAUUUAAAUGUGUUAAGCCUCCGAUUACUCUAAAGCUGCUUUUGGUCGAUUUGGUCUAUAAAAUGUCAAAGUAGUGAAAAUAUGUUUUGCAAUUUCCUUCCGUGUCAUGAUUUAUCUGAUAAUUGGUACUAAAGUAUUUAAUUUAAUGUACUGAGGACAUCGAUACUACACAAAUAUUCCCAUUUCAAAAGCUUUUAGAGUUUUUAUUAGAAAAUAACGUAAAAUUUAAGCAGGGGUUAUUUUGCCCAAUAAUCCAAGUGCUGCAUCUUGAGUACUUUUUAUAUCGCAUUGUAAAUGGUAAAGCAUUCAUCCCCAGUUCAGUUUUAGAACUCCAUAUAAUCUUACAUUUUGUAAUGUGAUGCAGACAUGGCAAUAUGAAGUAACUGCUUCAAUAUAAAAGGACAGCUUUAUGAUCCAAAUAGAGCAGCAGAUGUAAAUCCUUAUUUUAGGAGAGGAUCCAAAACUGGCCUGGUUUGCUCCCGAGAUACGGUUACGUUUUGUGAUUAUUUGUUUAAGCCUAUAAUCCCUCUCUAAUCAGGAAUGUCCAGUGUACGCUCAUCGACAAUUUCCCGAGGUUACAUCAAUAUCAGCCUCUCUUGGUAGGGAGAAGGUAACAUGCCUUUUAGCAGCAUCACACAGAUAUAAACUGAAAAUGUCCGUCAGCUGCUCGGUGCUCUUGGUGCUGCCCCUCCUCCUCCCCCCGGGGCUGGGCUUCAGGCUGUGCCCCAGCCACUGUCUCUGCUACCAGUCCUCUGACCUGGUGGACUGCCGUGCCCGGGCCCUGGUCAGGGUCCCCCCCAGCGUCCCCCACGGCACCUGGCUGCUGGACCUGAGGGGGAACUCUCUGACCGAAGUGCACAGCAGGGCCUUCGUGGGGCUGUGGUCUCUGAAGAUCCUCCUGAUGUCCAACAACAGCAUCCAGACCCUGCAGCCACAGUCUCUGUCGUCCCUUCAGUUCCUGGAAAAGCUGGCCUUGAGCUUCAACCAGCUGCGGGGGCUCCCUCCAGACUUCUCCCAGAGCAUGUCCUCCCUGAAGGAGCUGCAGCUGGACCACAACCUACUGCUGCACCUCCACUCAUCCUCCCUGAGGGAUUUAGAAAACCUCAGGAAACUGGACCUCAGUUAUAAUUGCAUCUGGACCAUCGAUGUGGGGGCUUUCAGCAGCCUGACCCACCUGAGCGUCCUGAGCCUGGAGGGGAACCGGCUGAACGUGCUGACUGACGGGCUGCUAAGCCGGCAGAAGAGCCUGGAGGUUCUGCUGCUCAGCCACAACAACAUCUCCCUGAUCCAGACCCAUGCUCUGGCCCCUCUGCGCAGUCUGACCCUGCUGAGUCUCCGGGGGAACCAGCUGGAGCACAUCCGGUUCAAGACCUUCCUGAAGCUCCAGACCACCUCCACCCACCUCCAGAUGUCCCUCAACCGCUGGACCUGUGACUGCGAACUGCAGCGGGACUUCUCCAAGAUCAGUUACGUUCGACACCUGCAUGUGGACGACUACCAGGACAUCGUGUGCCACGCUCCGGAGCAGCAGGCCGGGAGCUCCCUGGCCUCCAUGGACAGCCAGCUGUGUAUCGCUGAGACAGCCUCGGUGCUCGUCAUCACCAUCACCGUGAUGCUGGCUGUCAUCGGGGCGCUGGUCAAAGCCGAGCGCAACAGCAAGAAGAACGUGCAAACUGUGACUGAGGACGACUCAGAGAGACCAGAGAAAUGAAUUUCACUUCUUUAUUUUGACCUUGCUCGCUCCUCUGUGAGGUAUCCCACACUUCUCCAUUCGUAUGCUUAGUAAGGAGCAUCCUGAGGACCCACUUACCUUAAAUAUUUGUAAUCGCCUUUACAGCUUUCUUUUGUUCAUGUCAUGCUUUUCCGGUUAUUACCCGUCCCCUUGUGUGUUAUGAAGGUUUUUCUGCAUGUAAACGGUCUGCAGAGUCA